GUAGAAUCGCGUAGUGUCGCGUUGUCUUUUCGCGAGAGCGUGAAAAUUUCGGUACGACGCGGGGGUACAUUGGCGGGAGAGAGAGAGAGAGAGAGAGAGAGAGAGAGAGAGAGAGAGAGAGAGGGAAAAAGAAAGAAAGAGAGAGAGAGAGAGGCGCGUCCGUCCGCCCGCGAAAGAGCGUCGUCGUCAUCUUCGUGGAGAGACCCGCGUCGAGAGAUCCUCGAACCGGUGCGAACGAGUCACUCGGCUACGAUCGAUCGGCAGCCCGUAGUCCCGCGAUAUCGGUGCGAGCCACGUCGAGGGCGAGACGGGAAGAGACUCGACUCGACUCGACUCUCGAGUUCCGUCAUCCGGCAUCGUCAUUUACGUCGGCAUUCGCGGCGCGACUCGUCGGGAGUCUUGCCGAAGUGCGGAGAGGAAGAGCGACGAAGCGUCGAGUGCCUGUCGCUCGCUCGUCGGAGGCUGCUGGCUCGCGCUCGGAGGCAACGGAGGAGGCGCAGCGACUCCCCAGUUAUCUCCCCAUGAACUCGUGACAGUGCAGCGACCAGGAGGAAGCCGUACCGAGGCAGAGACGGAGAGAUAGCCUGCCGAUCGACGGGGAAUCUCGGUCUCGAGGAGCGACGAAGCGUUGCACGCGAGACGGAGACAACGGAAGAAGAGUGAAAGGGAAGGAGAAAGAAAGACAGAGACAGACGGAGGGAGAGAGAGAGACACGGGAGCUCGUGCGUGCGUGUGUGUAUGCGCGCUUGAGAGCCGUCGAGCCGACUUGCGCGAGCGACAGAGACAGCGAGGGAGAGAUAGAUAGAACGACAGAGAGGAGGCGGAAGAAUUAUCGAGUGAACCCAGGAGAGGAUAUUGCGUUCUGCGAGCGAAGCGUGGGGUAUCCAGGAGGCACGAGAGAUCAGUCUCACUGAAGGCAAAUCGAAGCAAAACGUGGCGGAUUCGGUGACCCUUCGACUGUGACCAGGCCCACAGGUAGUUGAUAGGGCAAGGAGAUGCGUGAAUAUAAAAUAGUGGUGCUGGGCAGUGGAGGUGUAGGCAAGUCCGCCCUCACUGUCCAAUUCGUACAAGAGAUCUUUGUAGAGAAGUACGAUCCGACGAUCGAAGACAGUUACCGUAAACAAGUCGAGGUCGACGGUCAACAAUGUAUGUUAGAAAUCCUAGACACAGCCGGCACAGAACAAUUCACAGCCAUGAGGGACCUUUAUAUGAAAAAUGGGCAGGGCUUCGUAUUAGUAUAUUCGAUAACAGCACAAUCGACCUUCAACGAUCUACAGGAUCUCAGAGAACAGAUCUUACGAGUAAAGGACACAGAUGACGUACCAAUGGUGCUAGUAGGCAACAAGUGCGACCUGGAAGACGAAAGGGUAGUAGGAAAGGAUCAGGGUGUCAAUCUUGCCCGGCAAUUCAAUUGUGUGUUUAUGGAGACCUCUGCCAAAGCUAAAAUUAAUGUUCGCGAUAUUUUCUACGACCUGGUGCGGCAAAUAAAUAAGAAAUCGCCAGAGAAAAAGAUGAAGCAGAAAAAGAAAUCGCUGUGCCUACUUUUAUAAGGUAGAUAUGGCGGAGCCCAUACUCUCCUACAUAAAAAUCCGAAGAUACCAGUGGUUAAAAAAAAAAAGAUUGGAAUGGUUAUAAAUCAAGAAAUAUACUAAUGACAAAAGAGGAGAAGGGGGCUGACAGAAUAUUAAGUGACAGUAGAGAAUGCGAGUUUAAGAUAUCGAAAUCCAGACGGUUGUAAAAUGACAGGGGAAUGAGGGCACAAGGUAAUGCACCGGAAUGAAGAACGAAGGAAUACAAGAUAAUAGAAAGGAAGGAACACAGCGAUAAGCGAGAAAGAGGAUAUUGUAUAUACGUUGGUUCCGGGGUGGCUCGUGUGCACGCGUAAACAAUGGCGCACAAAGUAGGGAUACGAGACCCCGCAACAUCGCGGUUAUCAUUGUAGGAGUUUUGCAUGAAUAAAUGAAGAAAAGAAAUGAUUAAUUAAUAUUAUAUUUAGGAGAAAGAAAGAGAAAAAAAAUGUUUGUGGACGUGCGCGUGCGCAGGUCACCAGCCCCCAUGCAUCGCUCGCCGCGCACCUCUCUCUCUCUUAUAUAAUAUAAUAAUUAUACAUAGAUGGUACACACAUGAACAUGAUUAUUGCUAUUAUUAUUAUUAAUAUUAAUUAUUAAUUAUUAUCGGGAUCAUCAAAAUAUUCAUAAGUUAUCAAACUGUUCGUUUCUCAAACAAAGUAUGUUUUUCUAUAUCUCUCCGUAUUAAGGCAAAUAAUAAAAAAAAAUCAAUGAAUGUUAAAGAAAAGGACCCAAGUUUCCUACUCUUAUAAUGUAA
Messenger RNA from Camponotus floridanus (Florida carpenter ant), 2325 nucleotides. RefSeq names its product ras-related protein Rap1 (gene Rap1). The coding region runs from base 996 to 1550 and encodes 184 amino acids. The transcript has 4 exons. Gene Ontology annotation, cellular component: plasma membrane. The record is from RefSeq and is a predicted model, not a curated record. Lineage: Eukaryota; Metazoa; Arthropoda; Insecta; Hymenoptera; Formicidae. Gene Ontology annotation, molecular function: GTPase activity; GDP binding; GTP binding. Gene Ontology annotation, biological process: Rap protein signal transduction; cellular response to cAMP; negative regulation of synaptic vesicle exocytosis.